GGAUACUAGCGCAGAUGUUGAGAAGCUGAAUUAUUCGCGCAUCUUGCCUUGAGGUUUUGGAAGUCCUCUGACAUGUCGAAAGUAUGUCCUUCUCCGAGAACUCUCUGCAGUAAGCUAUUCGGCGGUCCGAAAGUGGAUGACGAAGACAGCGAUCCAGUGGGGGUACAGGUAACCAACACUAAUGAAGAUAAAACCGCGUCGCCCAAUCAGCAGUGUAUAGCGUGCAAGAGCACACAACACAACCCGUCUUCGCCACAGGCGACGACGAGCGUAAACGGCGCGCAGGUGUACAAGGCAUUGUGGAGUUUCGAAGCCCGGGCGGAGGAGGAGUUGUCAUUUCAAGAGGGCGAUUACUUCAAGAUCAUCGGCCGUUCGGGUGACUGGUGGACCGCUGGGAAAUUAGACCGAAACGGUCACGUUCUGGCUAAGGGGUUUGUACCUUACAACUACCUUGCUAGAAAGGACACCGUCGAGGCUCAGCCGUGGUUCUUCGGGAAGUUGAAUCGACUGGAAGCCCUGAGACACCUGCUCAGCCCAGAGAAUGGAGACGGCGCUUUCCUGGUGCGUCUGAGUGAAAAAGACCACGUGGGCUGUGUGUUGUCAGUGAAGGAUGAUGGGAAAGUGAGGCACUUCAAGGUGGUACAGACAGAGGAUGGCCAGUUCUACUUAGAUCACAAUCAGCGGUUCCGCUCUCUCAUGGAGCUGGUGGAUUACUACCACUCCCACCCUUUGGCCUCCAUCCCACGACUCAGACAGACAUGUGCCAGGACAGAGCCUAAGCCCCAUGACCUGUCGCACUCCACGGUGGACGAAUGGGAGCUGCCCAAAGAGGAGUUCACCCUGGAGGAGCAGCUGGGCAGCGGGUACUUUGCUGACGUUUUCCGUGGGAAAUGGAAGAACAGGAUAAACGUCGCCAUCAAAAUCCUGAAGAACAAAGAGGCUCUUAACCAGAGGGAUUUCCAGCUGGAGACCCAGAUCCUGAAAAGGUUACGUCACAGACACCUGAUUUCGCUCUUCGCCAUCUGCAGCAUUGUCCCACCCUAUUACAUCAUCACCGAACUCAUGGAGAAGGGCAACCUCCUCAGCUUCCUAAGGGGUAAAGAGGGACAAAGAUUGGAUGUGACUCUCCUGGUUGAUAUGGCCAUUCAGGUGGCUGAUGGGAUGGCUUACCUGGAGUCCCAGCACAGCAUCCACAGGGACCUGGCUGCCCGUAAUGUCCUGGUGGGAGAGAACUACAUCUGCAAAGUGGCCGAUUUUGGGCUGGCUCGAGUCAUAAAGGAGCCAUUCUAUGUCUCAGAGGAUAAAAAGAUCCCCUAUAAGUGGUGUGCCCCAGAGGCUAUCAGCCACGGCCGGUUUUCCAACAAGUCGGAUGUCUGGUCCUUCGGUGUCCUCAUGUAUGAGAUCCUCACCUAUGGAGGGAUACCCUAUCCAGCUUACACUAACCAUGAGGUGUUCCGGCUCAUUACCUCGGGCUACAGAAUGCCUGCGCCUUCCAGAUGCCCCGAGCCGAUCUACAGCCUCAUGCUGUCCUGCUGGAGUCUGGCACCAGAGGAGCGCCCCGAUUUCAGCGACCUCAAGGCUGACCUGGUGAACAUCAACCGCUAUGAAAUGGACUAAACGGGAAACUCUUGCAAUGAAAAACAAAUUCCACAUGAGGGCAGCAAAGAGCUGGAGAAAGCGCCAGUCCGAAGAGAAAUGCAGUGAAAACUUUGGCAGCCCGGGGGCAGCAAAGGAAGGGAGAGGAGGAGUUCUGCAAAUAUGAAUCACAAAGGACCAAGGAGAGUCCUCCACCAGUGUGAGAGGAUUGAAACAGGACCGGUGUGAGCUUACAGUUACCUAACUUCCUUCCAGAGCUGAAUGUCUGAAGCUGUUGAGACACAUUCUCUCAGCAUUCUGUUGUAUUUGGUCCCCUUCAGCACGGUACAAAGCCUCACCAGUAAAACUGAAGGGGAGCAGAUUCCUGCAUCUGAACUUCAACUAUAAAAUUUUUCCAGAGCCACACAUCUUUCUUCUUCUGUGUUAGUGCCAUUCUACCAGUGUUGUAAAUUUGCUGCCAGUGUUGUGCUGUCAUGGCAUUAACACUGACUGUGAGACCGAACGCUGAAAUACAGCAAUCACAGCUAUUUAUUCUUACCUUUUUACCAAAUAUGUGAAAGUACAGAUAUGUUUUUGUCAGACCAGGGCAAGCUUUUUUGUCAGACCAGGACAAGCUUUUACUGGAGAAACUAUGCUUUUAUUUUCAAAAGGAGAGGUUUUGAAUGAGAAAGGCAACUCUCCUCUGGGAAGUUAGCAACACUGUGCCAUGCUAUUGGACCUUGGUAAUGCUGAUCGGGAGGAAGGAGGGAUCAAAGAGAAGCCAGCAACAGAAUAUUUCAGAACAUUACUGUGCAAUCUACUGAACAUUAUUCAAUCCCCAAACAUGAUGGAGACGCUGCUGUGCUGUUUGAAGUGUUUACUGGCCUGAUGUGGGUGAAUAUUGGCCUAAAGGUCCACAGUAUUGUACAAAUUAAGAGACUUUAAUUUUACUGAAAUGACAAUACAUCUGACU
Molecule: messenger RNA, 2548 nt
Organism: Megalops cyprinoides (Indo-Pacific tarpon)
Lineage: Eukaryota; Metazoa; Chordata; Actinopteri; Elopiformes; Megalopidae
Product: protein-tyrosine kinase 6-like
Exons: 8
Coding region: 73-1617 (514 amino acids)
Biological process (GO): innate immune response; cell surface receptor protein tyrosine kinase signaling pathway; cell differentiation
Cellular component (GO): extrinsic component of cytoplasmic side of plasma membrane
Molecular function (GO): ATP binding; non-membrane spanning protein tyrosine kinase activity; signaling receptor binding
Source: RefSeq, a predicted model, not a curated record